Messenger RNA from Pistacia vera, 1023 nucleotides. Its product is annotated as bidirectional sugar transporter NEC1-like. The transcript is spliced from 8 exons. Gene Ontology annotation, cellular component: membrane. Gene Ontology annotation, biological process: carbohydrate transport. The coding region runs from base 94 to 1023 and encodes 309 amino acids. Gene Ontology annotation, molecular function: sugar transmembrane transporter activity. The record is from RefSeq and is a predicted model, not a curated record. Lineage: Eukaryota; Viridiplantae; Streptophyta; Magnoliopsida; Sapindales; Anacardiaceae.
CUGUAUAUAUACCUAUUCAUUGCAAAUAAUUCAUAAGCUCCCUGUGCUACUCUCAACUGCUUUACUCUGCAGGCACUUAGCUUCAAACCAAGAAUGGCGAUACUUGGAACUCACACGCCUAUUAUUUUUGGCCUUCUUGGUAACAUUGUGUCAUGCCUUGUUUAUAUGGCACCAUUGCCAACCUUCUAUCGCAUUUUCAAGAAAAAAUCGACAGAAGGGUUCCAAUCAAUACCAUAUUCAGUGGCACUGUUUAGCGCCAUGCUGACGUUGUACUAUGCCUACCUGAAGGCUAAUGCAUUUAUGCUCAUAACCAUCAACUCAGUUGGAUGCGUCAUAGAAUCCUUAUACCUCAUCUUCUACAUGAUUUAUGCAACCAAAAGUUCCAAGAUUUCUACGGCAAAGUUGCUCAUCUUCUUCAACUUCGGAGCAUUUGGAUUGAUUGUAGUCUUCACCUACCUAUUCUCCACGGGCCCUCGACGAAUUGCAGUGGUGGGAUGGAUCUGUGCUGUCUUCUCUGUCUGUGUUUUUGCUGCUCCUCUUAGUGUCAUUAGGUUAGUCAUAAAAACAAAGAGCGUAGAAUACAUGCCAUUUUCACUCUCCUUCUGCCUCACAAUCUGCGCUGUUAUGUGGUUCAUGUAUGGCCUUUCUGUUGAGGAUUUCUACAUCGCAACACCAAACAUUAUGGGCCUAGCAUUUGGGGUCACACAGAUGAUACUAUACCUCAUCUACAGUAAAAGAAGAAACGAAAUCAUGCCAGUAGUUGAUCCAAAAGAGGAAGUAAAUGGAAUCCACAUGAACAGUAUAGCUGAUCUGCCAAGGGAGAAUUCUGAUCGCCCACAACAAAUUAACUAUCCUGAUCCUGCUCCAUCAGAUCAAAUUAGAUUGAAAACAGCUAGGACUACCAGCAAAGGAACGCAAACGAUCCAAGCAGAGACAAAACAAGUCCAGCCCAAAUUGCCGGCAGAAGUCACGAACACAUAUGCAAACCUUGUGCCACUAGUGCAGCCUGUGUUCGCUAUUUGA